Molecule: messenger RNA, 653 nt
Organism: Apis cerana (Asiatic honeybee)
Lineage: Eukaryota; Metazoa; Arthropoda; Insecta; Hymenoptera; Apidae
Source: RefSeq, a predicted model, not a curated record
AUCUCAAAAAAUGAAAAAUCGUAUGUCAAAUGUAACCCAAGAAUUCGUUGAGUUUUUCUCGCGAAUUACUUGCUGGCUAUGGGAGACCAUCGAAAAGUUAUUCGACAUCAUUUUCGAUUUCUUGGCAAGGAUAAUCGAGCUGAUACUAGCGGUGAUGAACCUGAUUUUCCAGGUGAUCUGUUUCCUAAGGGACCUAGGCAUCGAAUCCAUGCAAACAUUCGUGAACGUCUUUCGAGGUAUUGUUAGAGUCAUUAGCAAUAUCACUUGCGAAGAAGUCGAGGAUUUCGCCUCUGCCUGCAUUGUUGUUUUGCUUUGGAUCGCGGCAUUUAAGGUCGCCAAGAAUAUAAUAAAAAACUCUCGAAUAGCUGCGUUCCUUAACCCAGGAAACCCGGAUUCGAAUAAACUAGGAGUUUGUCCGGCUCAAAGAAGAACAGGGAGAAGAUUGAAUCGACGUUAUGGCAAACGACCUCGAGGUGAUCCUAUACUGGAACUCGACGAUUUAGAAUAAAAGAAAUUACAAGAUUUAAAAAGGAGUGAUUAUACAUCUAACACAUGCAGUGAAUAAAAUCUAUACCAAGAAAGCUAUAAAAAAUAAAAUAUAUAUUUCCUUAUAAAUAUUAUUUCUUAUAUUUAUCAUUACAUCAUACACUUUU